AUGCACUUUGUCAGACAGCGGAAGGAAUACACUUUAAUAGUAACUGAAGUUUCCCUUUUUUCUCUGUUUUUCCUACAGCUAUCACAAAAAUAUGGGCAAGUGUUCACCAUUCACUUUGGCUCAAGGAAAUGUGUGGUUCUUGCAGGCUUUAAGACCGUUAGAGAGGCCCUUGCUAACUUUCCUGAGGAGUUUGGUCAGCGGGCCAAAUUGCCGAUAUUUCAGGAUUUAGCCAACGGUCACGGAAUCCUGUUUGCAAAUGGAGACUCAUGGAAGGAGAUGAGACGCUUUGCUCUAACCAGCCUUCGUGAUUUUGGGAUGGGCAAACAACAAAUGGAAGAGAAAAUCAUUGAAGAGCUCCACUAUGUCACAGAUUUGUUUGAAAACUUCAAAGGUAAACCAUUUGACAUCACCAAAGGAUUGACCUACUCCAUGUCCAACAUCAUAUCAUCCAUUAUUUUUGGCAGUCGGUUUGACUAUACUGACCCUCAAUUCCAAGAAAUGGUCAAAACUUCAAACAGAAGUACACUUCUCUUGGGGUCACCAGGAGUCCAGCUCUAUAAUGCAUUUCCCUCCCUCAGCUGGGUGUUUAAGGAUAGGGAAGAUCUAAUGGAGAGUUUCAGAUGCAAUCUAUUUCAGAUUAAAAGACUCAUAAGUAAGCUUCAGGAAACCUUUAAUGCUGAGGACAGGAGAGGGUUUGUGGACUCCUUCCUCAUCCAACAACAAAAGAUACCCUCGCAGCGAAAUUCUGCCCACUACCAUAACGAGAACCUCUUAAUUAGUGUGGCUAACUUGUUUCUAGCUGGAACUGACACCACUGCGACCACACUGCGUUGGGGCCUGCUGCUUAUGGCCAAGUACCCCGAUAUACAGGACCGCGUACAGGAGGAGCUGGACAUGGUCACUGGGGGUCGGCAGACUCGAGUGGAGGACAGGAAGAACCUGCCGUAUACAGACGCCGUCAUCCACGAGAUACAGAGACUGGCCAACAUUGUUCCGUUGAAUGCCCUGAAUGUCACAAGGUCUGACGUGGUCUUCCGGGGAUACCACAUAAAAAAGGGGACCACUGUCAUCCCGCUGUUGACGUCUGUACUUUAUGAUGAGAGUGAAUGGGAGACUCCCCAUACCUUCAACCCCGGCCACUUCCUGGACGAUCAGGGCCGCUUCAGAAAGAGGGACGCCUUCUUGCCCUUCUCUGCAGGGCGUCGGGCGUGUCCUGGAGAGAGUAUGGCCAGGAUGGAGCUCUUCCUCUUCUUCACCUCACUCCUGCAGAAGUUCCGUUUCACUCCACCUCCUGGGGUGACUGAAUCUGAUCUGGACCUCGCUCCAGUUGUAGGCUUAAUACUUAACCCCUCCCCCCAUAAACUCUGUGCUGUAAAUCGGGCCUGAAGCUCCUGAACUCUGCUGGUUCAGAUGCAGAGAUGUUGA
Molecule: messenger RNA, 1425 nt
Organism: Paramormyrops kingsleyae
Lineage: Eukaryota; Metazoa; Chordata; Actinopteri; Osteoglossiformes; Mormyridae
Source: RefSeq, a predicted model, not a curated record